This is a messenger RNA of Aspergillus lentulus, 462 nucleotides long. RefSeq names its product boletus edulis lectin. The record is from RefSeq and is a predicted model, not a curated record. Lineage: Eukaryota; Fungi; Ascomycota; Eurotiomycetes; Eurotiales; Aspergillaceae.
AUGUCCUACACUAUCCGUCUCCGUGUUGAGAACAGCACCUCCGACACCCUCACGGUCGUCGAAAAGACCUGCUGGUACUACGCUAACGGCUGCACCUGGACCGAGCAAGAUGGCCAGCAUGUACUCUUCAUGGGAGGUAGUGGUACCUCUGGAAUGCUUCGCUUCAAGUCCUCCUCCGGCGACUUAUUUACUGUUGCGCUUGGCAUGCACAAUUACAACCCAUGGCGCGGUUUGCUGGUGGACCUGCGGGAGGAUGAUACAGCAUUGAAGUUGCAUCCAGAAUACUACAACGGCGGCAAGUUUUCGCACCUGCCUGAAGGGGUGUACAGCCUUGAGACUACCCAUGGUGCAAAGGUUGCGGUUAAUCUCCAGAGGAAGGAUGAAAAUGAGGUGUUUGCUGUUUUGCAAUACUCCCCUGCAGAUGUUGAGACUCUUACAGUAGUCAACCCGCGAGUUUACUAG